This is a messenger RNA of Schizophyllum commune H4-8, 1910 nucleotides long. RefSeq names its product alpha/beta-hydrolase. Bases 92 to 1741 code for a protein of 549 amino acids. The transcript has 14 exons. The record is from RefSeq and is a predicted model, not a curated record. Lineage: Eukaryota; Fungi; Basidiomycota; Agaricomycetes; Agaricales; Schizophyllaceae.
UUCAGGCGCGUCGCGGGCGUAUAAAACGCUGAACAGGGUGGGGGUAACUACCGAGUCUCCCUAGCCCACCGUCCACGGGUACUCAGUCGGGAUGGCACCGUCCUUUGGAGCUCUCCUCACCCUGCUCGCGGCCCUCGGCGCGUCUGCCAGCCCCCUCGCUGAGCGCGCGCCACCGACAGUGACUCUGGAUGGUGCCACCGUCACAGGUGCUGCCUCAGGAAAGGUCGACAAGUUCCUCGGGAUCCCCUUCGCGGAGCCUCCUGUCGGCGACCUCCGCUUCCGUCUACCCCAGCUCAUCACGAAGUACACCGAUGACAUCGACGCGAAGCAGUUCGGCGCGUCGUGCCCGCAACAGGCCAUCCAGCUGCCCCUCCCGGACGGGUUGGUCAAGGACACCAUCGACGCGAUCGUCAAUACGCUCUACCCCGCUGUCUUCCCGGAUGACGAGGACUGCCUCACCAUCAACGUCGUCAAGCCCGCGACCGCGACCCCGGACUCCAAGCUCCCCGUGCUCGUGUGGAUCUUUGGCGGUGGCUUCGAGAUUGGAAGCACUUCCAUGUACGAUGGGGGGAUCAUUGUCGAGCGCUCGCUCGCCAUUGACGAGCCCGUCAUCUAUGUAUCCAUGAACUAUCGGGUCGCAGCUUUCGGUUUCCUUGCCAGUCAAGAAGUCAAGGACGCGGGAGUAGGCAACCUCGGACUGCAGGACCAACGCGCGGCCUUGCGCUGGGUGCAACAGUACAUCGGCGCCUUCGGUGGCGACCCGGACAAGGUUACCAUAUGGGGCGAAUCUGCGGGAGCAAUCAGCGUCGCGCUCCAUAUGGUCACCAACGACGGCAACACCGAGGGCCUCUUCCGAGGCGCGGUCAUGAACUCGGGAUCGCCGAUUCCUGUGGGUGAUAUUACGAAUGGACAGAUCUGGUACGACCAACUCGUCGCCGCGACCGGGUGCACGAACAGCAAGGACACCCUGCAAUGCUUGCGCGAGGUACCCUACGAAGACCUGAAGGCGGCGCAGGAUGAUACGCCGUUCGUCUUCUCGUACCAGUCCCUCAUCCUCACGUGGCUCCCCCGCGCGGACGGCGUCUUCCUCAAGGACAACCCCCAAGCGCUCGUCAAGCACGGCUCCGUCGCCAACGUCCCCUUCAUCAGCGGCGACUGCGACGACGAGGGCACCCUCUUCUCCUUCUCCACCCUCAACAUCACCACGGACGCGCAAGCGCGCGAUUACGUCUCGCAGUACUGGCUCCCGCGCGCCUCCUCUGCCGACAUCGACGCGCUGUUCAAGCUCUAUCCGUCGGAUCCGAAGCAGGGGUCACCGUAUGAUACGGGCAGCCUGAACGCGCUGACGCCGCAGUUCAAGCGCAUUGCGUCGUUUCAGGGGGAUACGGUGUUCCAGGGGCCGAGGCGGUAUUUUAUGAGGGAGCGGUUGGGGAAGCAGGAUAUGUGGGCGUUUAUCAAUAAGCGGUUGAAGGGCUUGCCGGCGUUGGGGAGCUUCCACGGAUCCGAUCUGCUCAACGCUGCCUUUGGACUUGGAGAAAUGAGCGACUACACCAUCCGCUUCACCGCCAACCUCGACCCCAACGGCAAGAACGCGACCAACUGGCCGAAGUACACAUCCUCGUCGCCUCAGAUGCUCUCCUUCAAUGAUGGACUCAUCAAGCCACUGAGUUUAACGCAGGAUACCUACAGAGCAGAGGCGAUGGACAAGUUGAUUGAGGUAAUGCAGACGAAUCCUAUAUGAUGCGGACGACGGGCAGGGUGGUUGGCCACUUCCUAGGCGGUGAGGACGGUGGCUGGGUUAUGCACAGUACAUGCGAACGAAUGAAACGAACGAAAUGAAUGGAAGAAGACCUUUCAAUGAACCCUGGACGGGCGUUUGCGAGCUGAGAGCAAGCAAACAUGCAUGCGGC